CUGAAGAUUUUCCAACGAUUGCGGUUAUAUAGGCAUUGAGGGGGAUGGGGGUUAUAAGGGGAUCUGGGAUAUGUUGAAAUUGAUAUAAGGCGAUAAAAGGGCUUUUGAAUAUUAAGGGAGAUUUGAAGGGAUUAAGGGAGGAUUUGGAGGAUAAAGGGGAUUAUAAUAGGUAUGUAUUAUGGAUUUUCUAUUUAUUUUCCUAAGAAUUUCUAAUUUCCAUAAAUUAAUUUUUUAAUAUUUAGAGUUACAAAUAAGGCUCUCGGUUUCACCAAAUUUUUCGAUUAACCGAACCCGAGGAGUUGUUGAAGAUUAGGGAUUACAGGAGGAUUACUUGGUAUUUAGGGGUGUAUAAGUGAUUUAGGAUAUACAAGGAUUGAUAUUGGACGAUAAAAGUGCUUUUGAAUGCUAAUAGGGAUUUGAGAGGAUUAAUGUAGAAUUUGGAGGAUAAAAAGGGAUUGAUAAUAUGUAUUAUGGAUUUUCUAUUUAUUUUUCUAGGAAUUUUUUUAAUUUCAAAAAUUAAUUUUUAAAUAUUUUUAUAGUCACAAACAAAAAAGAUUUUUUCAAAAAAAUAUUUUCUUCUUCAAUUAAAAUGCAAUUAAAAAUCCUUUCCCCUUCUAUAUACCACCAAUUAGUCCCAAAUUCAACUAGACCAAUUUGGCAUCAAUGGCAUAUUAAUAAUGAAGACAAAAAUAAUAAAGAAAAUUUGGAAGAAAAUAAUGAGAAUUUUAAUAUUAAUAAACGUUCUUCGACUGCUAGAAGACGUUUAUUUUUUGAAGAAGGAGGAGGGGGAGGGGAAGAAAAUAAAGAAAUAAAUAAACAAUUUGUCCAAAAUUGGUUAAAUGAAUUGUCUGAACAUUAUAAACAAAAAUGGGGAUUUGAUUUUGAUGAAUGUAAACCUUUGGAAAAAAGUCGUUUUGAAUUUGAACGGGUACCUGCCGAUCAAGUACCGGGAUUUUAUAGAACAACAAAAACAUUAAAAUAUAAAAAUAACGAGGGGAAAGAAUGUUUUAGAAGCAAAAACAAAGAAUUAAAUAAUAAUUGUUGUUCUGAAAAUAAUUCUGGUGAAUUAACAACAACUUGUUUAGGUAAAUAA
This is a messenger RNA of Meloidogyne enterolobii, 1093 nucleotides long. The record is from the annotation of a GenBank genome assembly. NCBI's taxonomy places the organism in Eukaryota, Metazoa, Nematoda, Chromadorea, Rhabditida, Meloidogynidae.